AUGGCUGUGGACACAGGUCCUGGUCAAGAAUGGGAGCAGAUGCUGAUUUGGCAAACUCCCGGCCCAUGCCCCAUCUCUCCAGGUAUCCUCCCAGAGUUUUCACCCAACCAGAAUCUUGCCUCAGGCACCGAAAUGGCCAGGAAAACCACCCUCACCAACAGACUGAUCAAAAACCUGCCCAACUGUUGUGUGGUCCAUCAGGAUGACUUCUUCAAGCCCCACGAUCAGAUUGAAGUUGGUGAAGAUGGCUUUAAGCAGUACGAUGUCAUCAAUGCUCUGGACAUGGACGCCAUGACGAGUACGAUCUACGCAUGGUUGGAUAACCCAGUGAAGUUUGAGAAAUCUCAUGGCGUUAAUAACACCCUGGACACUGAGAUCGUCCCAAAGUCUGACACUAAGGAGGAGGAGACUCACAUCCUUAUUGUGGAAGGCUUUCUGCUUUACACCUAUGAACCUUUGAUCGACGUGCUGAACAAACGUUACUUUAUUUCCAUCCCAUAUGAAGAAUGCAAAAAGAGGAGGUGCUCUAGGAACUACACGGUGCCAGAUCCAUCCGGCCCGUUCGAUGGCCACGUCUGGCCCAUGUAUUUGAAACACAAGAACAUAGACAAUAUAGCCGUUUAA
Molecule: messenger RNA, 624 nt
Organism: Cheilinus undulatus (humphead wrasse)
Lineage: Eukaryota; Metazoa; Chordata; Actinopteri; Labriformes; Labridae
Product: nicotinamide riboside kinase 2-like
Exons: 2
Coding region: 1-624 (207 amino acids)
Cellular component (GO): cytoplasm
Source: RefSeq, a predicted model, not a curated record